Musca vetustissima is the source of this 649-nucleotide messenger RNA. Its product is annotated as anoctamin-8-like. The transcript is spliced from 4 exons. The record is from RefSeq and is a predicted model, not a curated record. Gene Ontology annotation, biological process: chloride transmembrane transport. Lineage: Eukaryota; Metazoa; Arthropoda; Insecta; Diptera; Muscidae. Gene Ontology annotation, molecular function: chloride channel activity. Gene Ontology annotation, cellular component: plasma membrane. The annotation marks the transcript as partial.
GCCGCCUGGCAAGAGACGGGGCUGAUAAUGCAAAUUUUCCCGCUGCAUGAGACGAAAAGUUUGGCCUCACUGCAAAAAAGUUGGGUCAAACAGGUGCUGGCGCCCCAGCCAUUGGAUGACAUUGCUGAAUAUUUUGGUGUCAAGGUGGCCUUAUAUUUUUCCUGGCUGGGCCACUACACCUGUGCUCUGGGUGUGCCGGCGGUAUUCGGCACCAUCCUCUAUGCCUUUUUGUGGGGUAAAAAUCAAAUGGCUCAGGAUAUGGGCCAUGUGCUAUUUUCGCUCUUCAAUGUGGCAUGGGCCUCAUUGUAUUUGGAGGCCUGGAAGAGAUAUUCUGUGGAGUUGGCUUUUCGCUGGGGAACUUUAUCGACACCACCGGAACUUUUGGAACCACCGAGACCGCUUUACAAGGGUCCUCUUGUUGAGAACAAUGUAACCGGCCGUUUGGAGCCCAAGGAGGCACCCGCCUGGAAGCGUCGUGCCUUUCGUUAUCUUGUCAGCUUUCCCAUAAUCGGCUUAUGUUUGUUUUUGGUAUUUGUUGUCAUGUUCCUGAUGUUGAGAUUUCAGGAUUGGCUGGAUAAUAAUAAUAUACCCGAUAGCGGAAUUGCUCAAUGCAUGUAUAAUUUGCACAAGGUUAUUAUUAUUCAUAUAU